Messenger RNA from Striga hermonthica, 492 nucleotides. NCBI's taxonomy places the organism in Eukaryota, Viridiplantae, Streptophyta, Magnoliopsida, Lamiales, Orobanchaceae. The record is from the annotation of a GenBank genome assembly.
UAUUUUGGGGGUCAGAGGAUUGCAGUUCAAUGGGAUGAUGUUGACAAGUUGUCCUUCUUCGAACUCAUGGAUAUCUACAAGCAAGCUGGUGGCAAAUCAUCAGUUGUGGAUAUUUAUUCACAUAAGCCUGGGAAGACCCUAAAGACAGGAAAGUUAAUGAAGAUAGAAUCUGAUAAAGAUAUCCUUAAGUUGGUGAAGAAAUAUGAAGGGAUUUAUGUGAUUCCACUAUAUUUUGAGGACUUACAAGGACCUGUACAAAAGAUGGACAGUGAUGGGAACAUCAUUGCUUCACAAGAAGAGAUACCUCUUCUUGAGUAUCCCUAUACUCAAGAGAGCUUUAUAGAUGAGGAUAAUGAAGAGACCACAGAAGCCAUAGCAGAACCAAGCUAUAUGGGUGAACAUGCAGAUAGUUUGCCAAGAACAGGAGCAUGUGCACAAGAUGGCCAAGAACAUGGGAUGUCUCUUCAGUUUGAAGCACAACAGGGACCAUGG